Exophiala oligosperma is the source of this 660-nucleotide messenger RNA. RefSeq lists its product as uncharacterized. Bases 1 to 660 code for a protein of 219 amino acids. The record is from RefSeq and is a predicted model, not a curated record. Lineage: Eukaryota; Fungi; Ascomycota; Eurotiomycetes; Chaetothyriales; Herpotrichiellaceae. The transcript has a single exon.
AUGGAGAUGUCAAACAAUGCGCUGGAUCAGUCACUAUCUGCCUCACCUCGCCUGGGUGGUGAGCAGACAGACACGGACGCAGUUACUGCCGUCAACUCAUCUCCUUUGCCAACCAGAUCUCGACACGCUCAAACUCCCAGUGUCACGACAAGAAAGAGAACAAACGACGAAGUCUACGAACCAGUUCAAUCACCAAUUCGGAGCCCGACAGCUAUCAAAUCAUCAAAACAACACAAUAAAGCCGAGAGCAUAUUCAAGCUAGAGACUGGGGAUGGCGGGACCAAUCCGAAUCGACCUGUCGGCACUGGCGGCGUUCGUCGCGAUGAAGAGCCUGGAUCGAAAGCGAAAGCAGUUCCAGGACAAGAUGCUGACUACGGCCAAGGAGAAGCUCAAGAGUCGAAUGAGGAUGGCUCGGGAGAAGAACUCGUCAAACGAAUCGAGCGAUGUCAACAAGACUUCCAAGUAGCGUUUGAACAAUUCAAACAAUCACUGUCAGAGAGAGACAAGACUGCUGAAUUGGAGUCUUUGGAUUGGGACGAGCUAGAAUUACGCUAUCAGAACGAGAUUCAACCAAAAAUUGCUGCUGAGCAAGACAUCAUGGACGAGUUCCAGGCCCGAUUUCAGGCAAGUGAAAUUUACAUGUCUGACUUCCACGACUAA